CUUCGAUUAAGCAUAAACUUAGAUGUGUCGCCCCAUUCCAUUGCACCCGUUUCUACUCUCUUGACGUUGGCGGGGAUGAUCAGCAACGAUGGAGUUCGGGAUUAUUCACAGCAUUGAUUGACAUAUUGGAAUAGUUACUUCAAAAGCACGGUCCUUGAAGCAAGCAAGGAGCUAUACAUCCAUCCAUCCACCUUCGCUGUUCGGUGAAUAGUGGAUCAGACCUUGCUAUAUCUCCCAAUAAGUUCUUGAAACCAGCUACGUCACCGCCGGCGCCUAAAGGCAUCAAAAUACUUGCACGACCGGAGAUUGCCAUCCUCAUCGGAUAUCUCCCUUGCACAGCCACUGGGUUAAGCUCAAAAGUGGCGCUCGGUGAAGGGUCCAGCUAGCAUGGAUGAUGAGAGAUGUCCAUAUACCACCGAAAGAGACGCCUACCCUUAUUUUCUUGGGAACUCCAUAUGUCUAGGACCUCCCACGGAACGCAUAUCUUUACAGAAAUGACGCGCCUUGGAACGACGAUGACCUAACACCGAACAGGAGACGAGAUGCUGGAAAUCACAGAAGCUGAAAGCCGAAAAGCAAGCGGUCAAAAAGCACCGUCGGUUUUGCGAAAAAUGUCGGCAUAUCUAUGAGCUUCUGCCUCUCUACGUGUAUUGGCCUAGCUAGGACUGCCGUUUACAAUUCACAGCCGCACCUCUUCUCUCGGAACCGAGAACUCCCAGACCUGAAAUCGAGACGAAAAGUCUGCACAGUGGAGUCUUGGUGAUGCUGGCCAAACAAGCCCGAACCGAACUGGUAAAGCCAAUCACCCCAUCAUUGGGGCUUGCCAGACAAAAUCACUUCCUAGAUAAAAAGUAAACCUUUACCCGCCGAAUCGCGAAGUGGCUUAAUAGAAUGGGCUGCGCAGAAUGGCUCCUUGAGGACUCGCAAAAACAUUCCCGCUUUGAAACGCGACAGAGAUCCAGCCCAAAUAUACGGAGCUGGUGACGAUCUCGAUCCCACUCCGUCCAGCUUUCAGCACCUAUGUCCUCUGCAUGCAACUGGCUGAACGCUCUUACGAUGGGAUAUGGGCGCAGGGGUUGGCAGGAUGAGUCUGAAUUCUUUCAUUCUGCGUCAUGCUGCCAUUUCCUUUUUUGGGUCGAUGCUAUACUCACUCGCCAACCCGAACAUGUUAUCGAGGCGCAUUCACAUCUGUUAAAUAUACUACGGAAGCGAAACCUUUCCGUGGCGCCGAUGGACUUGGUCAUUAUCGCUUAAUAUUGCUUCUACAUGCGUAGAACUGAGGGACCUGCAGAGCGCAAUGGGAUUGCGCCCCGUUCGCUGGUGUAAUUCCUCAUUGAUAGCUGAAUGGUGGAGACAUAUCCGCCCUUUCACGAAAUAUGGAUAUUUUGUUGAACAGCUUUAUCCCAACGAAUCACUCCCGGUUGCGUCCUCUGUCAAGUUUUUAUCAAGGGGCCAGAAUUCACACUCAGCCACUUGGUCCCCCUUCCCCCCCCAACAUCCAUCCACACAUCGGGGUAGCACAUGGGCUAAAAUUGAAUCGCAAGUUACAACAUCGCUGUUGUUGGUUCAAUGCGAGACAAUUGUUCCUUGCCGUGAAAUAAUAUGAUCAACACAUCGCCAUGAGACCAGCCGUGUGAAUGUGAGUAUAGAGGACCUCUGGCGGGUGACGUGAAGCUUAUCCAGCUUAAGAAUUAGAGUGUGACUCACGAUACCAGGCGCUGCGCACCCCAGGGAAGCGAGGGAGAGCUGGCUGGGGCCUGCUACUACUUUGAGCUGUUUCUCUAAAUAGCCCGAGAACACAUGGGGGGGCAGAGAAACAGGCUCAAGGAGGCUUGGACGUGCUUUCUGCAAAGAUGGAGACUGUGGAUUGAGAAGUGGGGGGGGGGAGGGGUGGUGGUGGUAAAAAAUCUCCCCGGAAGGCCAUGGCAUGGACCCAAUCCAAUUGCCCUACGAAUAGGGCAAAGCAACAUAUCUACCUGGCAAUGUGUCAAUGAUCAAUAUACCAGAUUGGUUAUUCUGGUACCAUGCUCCCUCUUAUCGUCAUCACCCAAGGCAGCUUCUCAUAAGUAACCCCAGAAACAAUCAAACUAUGAAAACAGGGGAAUAUUUUAUGAAUAAAAUUGAACGCAAACCAAAUCCACGCCUGCCCUAGACGCCCGUGGUUUUUUGACCCGCAAGGUGAAGUUCAUAGCAAGUUUGAUUGGGCAGUUUGGUGAUGUGGCGAGUAGAUUGACGGGGGAACUAAGAAGAACUGAUCAUAUUUGAAGACACAGAAGAUUGAGCAGUAAUUCUGAAAACUGACAAUAUAACAAGAUACUUUAGUAUUCAGCCUCUUACUAGUAAUAUUAUAUGUAACACUGUGAAGCUUGAGCUCUUCUGAAUUGCACUCGGCACAACACUAUUCUCUUUUUAAAGGGCGCACGCACAUCAUGCUGUAUGUUAAUUUCCAUAAGUCUCCUACCGGCUUUCAUGGCAUCUAGAUUCUUGAGAAUAUGUAAGAUUCUGCUUUCAUAAUGAAGUGACAUAAACUAGAUAUUCAGCAGCUCUGAUUUGAUACUUGUCAGAGAAGUGGCAACAUCAUCACAGAGACCGUGUGAUCGCACGAGAUAAUAUGCUUGAUCUUCAGAUCAAC
Blastomyces gilchristii SLH14081 is the source of this 2632-nucleotide messenger RNA. RefSeq lists its product as uncharacterized. The transcript has a single exon. Lineage: Eukaryota; Fungi; Ascomycota; Eurotiomycetes; Onygenales; Ajellomycetaceae. The record is from RefSeq and is a predicted model, not a curated record. Bases 1298 to 1606 code for a protein of 102 amino acids.